CAAACUUAUUAAAAAUAAAAUUAGUGACAACUGGAAAUGGCGCUCAGAUUUUGUCGUAAAUAAACUUUCAUUUCUAUAAGUAAUUGUCUGAAAAUGCAUAUAAAACAGGUAAUUAUUCAGGGUUUUAAGAGUUACCGCGAACAAAUUGUGGUGGAACCAUUUGACAAACGCCACAACGUUGUAGUUGGCCGCAAUGGAUCAGGAAAAAGUAACUUCUUUCAUGCUAUACAGUUUGUACUGAGCGAUGAAUUCUCCCAUCUGAGACCUGAACAACGGUUAGCAUUGCUCCACGAAGGCACUGGCCCCAGGGUUAUAUCAGCCUUUGUGGAAAUCAUUUUUGACAACUCUGAUAACAGAAUUCCUAUUGAAAAAGAUGAAAUUUUUCUCCGACGAGUUAUUGGAUCAAAAAAGGACCAGUUUUUCCUUAACAAAAAGGUGGUGCCGCGUUCCGAAGUCCUGAAUCUACUAGAGAGUGCUGGAUUAUCCAACUCAAAUCCAUACUACAUUGUUAAACAGGGAAAGAUUAACCAAAUGGCCAUAGCUCCUGAUUCACAUAGAUUGAAAUUAUUGCGAGAAGUAGCUGGAACUCGAGUAUAUGAUGAGAGAAGAGAGGAGUCUGUUACUAUACUAAAAGAAACAGUAGGAAAGGUCGAGAAAAUCAAUGAAUUCUUACAAACUAUUGAAGAGCGCCUAAAGACAUUGGAAGAAGAGAAAGAGGAAUUAAAAGAAUAUCAAAAAUGGGAUCGCUCUCGGCGAGUGCUCGAAUUCAUCAUACACGACACAGAACACAGGGAGAACAAGAGAAAACUUGAAGAGUUAGAAAAAAUGCGCUCAAACAGUGGCAAAGAACAACAACAUUACGCUGAUAUGGUGAGGGAAGCUCAAGAGCAUGUUAGAGAGGCCAACAGGAAAUUGAAAGAAGCUCGCAAAGAUGUUGCAGCUGCUCGAGAAGAGAAAGACAUACUGUCCACAGAACAACAGCAGUUGUUAAGAGAGAAAACUAAACUUGAGCUUGGCAUAAAGGAUUUAACAGAUGAUGUGGAUGGAGAUAAUAAGUCCAAGGAACGCGCCGAAACUGAAUUAACACGGCUGAGACAACAGAUUUCUGAAAAGGAACGCGAAUUAGAAGAGCUGAAGCCGAAGUAUGAAGAAAUGAAAGCUCGUGAGGAGGAGUGCACCAGAGCACUGGCAUUGAACCAGCAGAAGAGACAGGAACUGUAUGCGAAACAAGGCAGAGGAACGCAGUUUACUUCAAAACAAGACAGAGAUCGCUGGAUUGAAAAGGAAUUGAAGUCUCUAAGCAAACAAAUAAAAGACAAGAAGGACCACGAGAACAAAUUACGUGAAGACCUACGUCGCGAUGCCACAAAACUGACCGAACUGGAGAAGAGAAUAGAAGAUAUGACAAAAGAAAUGGAGCGGCAACGUGUGGCUAUUGAUGAACACAACAAGCAGUAUUAUGAGUGCAAGAAGAGGAAGGACCAAGAACAAAGUGUUAGAAAUGAACUAUGGCGUAAGGAAACUACAUUGACCCAAAAUUUGUCGUCAUUGAAAGAAGACUUAUCCAAAGCUGACCAGGCUCUUCGUUCUAUGGCUGGAAAGCCAAUAUUAAAUGGAAGAGACAGUGUACGUAAAGUACUAGAGACAUUCCAAGAGAGAGGUGGGGAGUGGGCCAAAAUAGCUACCCAAUAUUAUGGCCCUGUUAUUGAGAAUUUUACUUGCGAUAAGACUAUUUACACUGCUGUUGAGGUAACAGCUGGCAAUAGGUUAUUCCAUCAUAUAGUGGAGUCAGACACAGUGGGCACAAAGAUAUUGAAGGAAAUGAACCGACAGAGCCUCCCUGGAGAAGUCACGUUUAUGCCACUUAAUCGGUUACAAGUACGAGACAUGGUUUAUCCUAAUGACAAUAAUGCUAUAGCUAUGGUACAAAAGCUGAAGUACGAUCUAAAGUACGCCAAAGCUAUGAAAUAUAUAUUUGGAAAGACACUCAUCUGCAGGAACUUGGAAUGCGCCACAGAACUCGGCAAACAAUUCCACCUCGACUGUGUAACUUUAGAGGGAGAUCAGGUAUCAUCCAAAGGGUCCCUCACAGGUGGUUACUUCAAUCAGUCGCGGUCACGUUUGGAGAUGCAAAAAACUCGUUCCGAACUUAUGGAACAGAUAACUGCACUCGAGCAAGAAUUAAGCACGCUCAGGCAAGAGUUGGGCAAAACUGAAACGAGCAUUAACAGCAUUGUUUCUGAGAUGCAGAGAACAGAAACUAAGCAAGGAAAAGCGAAAGACAUAUUUGAUAAAGUGAAAGCCGAUAUACGUUUAAUGAAAGAAGAGUUGGGAUCCAUAGAACGGUUCAGGGGACCUAAGGAACGGUCUUUAGCACAAUGCCGUUCAAGUUUAGAGGCCAUGCAGGCAACCAAGGAGGGUCUGGAAUCUGAACUGCAUCAGGAACUAAUGGAACAACUGUCAACUGCUGAUCAAGGGAAAGUGGACGAGUUGAACGACGCUAUACGGCGCCUCACGCAAGAGAAUAAAGAGGCGUUCAGCGCUAGGAUGAAUCUCGAGGCCACUAAAAAUAAACUUGAGAAUUUACUUACAAACAACUUAAUAAGACGUAAAGAUGAAUUAGUUCAAGCUCUACAAGAGAUCUCUGUAGAAGAUCGCAAGCGGCGGCUAGCUAACAGCAAAGCGGAUCUAGCAGCAGCUGAGAAAAGGAUUCGACAGAUCAACAAGGAGCUAGAAGAAGUGGAACGUAAGGUGCAGGCCGCCGUAAAGAACGAGAAAGCGCUCAAGCUGGAAUUAGACAAGUGGAGGAACAAGGAAAAAGAAGCCCAAGACAAAAUGGAGGAAGAUGCUAAAGGAUUGGAAAAGAUGGCCUCUAAAGAAGUGUUGUUACAAGAAAAAAUUCAGGAAUCUCUAGAUAAGAUCGCGGCUCUGGGAACGCUUCCUAAUGCGCCCGAAUUACAUUCCAAAUACCAAAAGAUGUCGUUGAAACAGUUAUUCAAAGAACUGGAGAAAGCAAACCAGCACCUGAAGAAGUACAACCAUGUGAACAAAAAAGCCUUGGAUCAGUUCAUCAGCUUCUCAGAACAAAAAGAAAAACUUUACAAACGGAAAGAAGAACUUGACAUUGGUGGAGAGAAAAUUCGAGAACUUAUAGAAACAUUGGAACACAGAAAAUUAGAAGCAAUACAGUUUACAUUCAAGCAAGUGAGCAAGAACUUUACAGAAGUUUUCAAGAAGUUAGUGCCACAGGGCCGGGGCAGUCUCAUUAUGAGGGUGGCGACUGACGACGGGCAAGAAGUCAACGCUGAUCGAGCAAAUGCAGACCAGUUCACAGGCGUCGGUAUCAAGGUGUCAUUUACCGGCGGUGAAGGCGAUAUGCGAGAGAUGAAUCAACUAUCCGGCGGACAGAAGUCGCUCGUCGCGCUAGCACUCAUAUUCGCAAUACAGAAGUGUGACCCUGCACCGUUCUACUUGUUCGACGAAAUCGAUCAGGCUCUAGACGCCCAGCAUCGUAAAGCCAUCGCGAAUAUGAUCCACGAGCUCUCAACAUCCGCUCAAUUUAUCACCACAACCUUCAGACCGGAGUUACUAGAACACGCGCACAAAUUCUACGGUGUCAAGUUCAGAAACAAGGUGUCGCACGUGGAAUGCGUGACGCAGGAGGAAGCCAGAGACUUCGUGGAGGAUAGUGCGACUCACGCGUAAAUGAAGUUAAUGUUAUAUUAAAAACAGUUAGUUUCGAGUUGAAACUGCCUUAUUAUAGUUCGAAUAUGCUAUUCGAAAGUUGUCAAUUUCCAUUAAGAUUAUUCACAUUUUUAGUUUAGUAUUCCAAUAUUAACUUUAUGGAAUUUAUAUUUAAAUUAUACAUUUUUUUGCUAAGACAUUUAUGUAAUAAUUUAAUUGGAAUUUCUUUACCAAAACCAUACCAAUAAAUAGAAUGACCGGGACUACGGUCCUUACGUAACAUUUAAAUAUGAGAUAAAACAUACAGUUGACAUUGUAUUAAAGCGACACAGAAUUAUAUUCAUAAUUUUAAGGUUACUGUUAUAUUUUUGACAAUAUAAAGAUUUAUCUAAAGAUAACUAGUUGUAUUGUAUUUGCAAACAUUCAAUCUUCAUAGGUAAAAUUAUCUGGUUAAUAAUGUUAUUACAUCAUCGCAGUUCAAGUGAAGUGAUUAGUUUCUCGUAAAUUUCAAAUUUUCUCACUGAGUAACUUAGAUGUCAGGUACAUUAAAAUUAUUACUUAAUUGGAUAAUUAUAAAUUUACACAAUUAUUUUCGGUUUGUACAGGCAGUCCCAUAUCCUUAAUAAUAAGUAUGGUUUUGUACCUAUGAAACAAGAUUAGAAGUAUAAAUUGUUGAAUAGAAAAUAAUGUAAAGAUUUCUAAGUUUAUAUGAACUAUGAUUAUGAUUGGCAUCACUAUGUAAAAUCGAUACGCAAGGCGAAUAGUGACAAGAACUUUUGGCAUUAUUGUAUUAUUUUGGUAGAUAGAGCCAAUAAUAUGCAUUAUUCACUUAUGUUUAUUUAUUGUUUACACAGAUAUCAUAUAUGGGUAACAUACAUACAAAGAAAAUAUCACAUUGAGAACCUCUUUUGUUCUGAAGUAGUCAAAUAAUAAACAGAAUAUGUAUAGUAAAAGUAGAAACUGAUUUAUAUUAAAAAGAAGCAAAUGGAAUAUUAUUUUAUUUUAAAAACAGCAACAUAUUUACACAUUUCAACUUAGUCGACACUAUUCGGCUUGGGUACUAAAAUAUUUUUUAGAGUACAUAGUGGUGCUAACAUGUAAUAAUUUGAC
Molecule: messenger RNA, 4794 nt
Organism: Achroia grisella
Lineage: Eukaryota; Metazoa; Arthropoda; Insecta; Lepidoptera; Pyralidae
Gene: SMC3
Product: structural maintenance of chromosomes protein 3
Exons: 23
Coding region: 94-3705 (1203 amino acids)
Biological process (GO): mitotic sister chromatid cohesion
Cellular component (GO): chromosome
Molecular function (GO): double-stranded DNA binding; ATP hydrolysis activity; cohesin loader activity
Source: RefSeq, a predicted model, not a curated record